This is a messenger RNA of Schistocerca gregaria, 861 nucleotides long. RefSeq lists its product as uncharacterized. NCBI's taxonomy places the organism in Eukaryota, Metazoa, Arthropoda, Insecta, Orthoptera, Acrididae. Gene Ontology annotation, biological process: monoatomic ion transport. The record is from RefSeq and is a predicted model, not a curated record. The coding region runs from base 1 to 861 and encodes 286 amino acids. Gene Ontology annotation, cellular component: membrane. The transcript is spliced from 6 exons. Gene Ontology annotation, molecular function: extracellular ligand-gated monoatomic ion channel activity.
AUGUGCGUGUGCGUGGCGGAGCUGCGGGGCUUCCGACCGGCCGGGGGCUUCGCCGCUGGCUUGUGUAUCGGUUUUAAGAAACGCGGCAGGUCACGCCCGCGCUGUGCACCACCGCCCCCCGCCUCCCCCGCCACGCCUGCUGGCAGUGCACCACCGCCCCCCGCCUCCAGCGCCACGCCUGCUGGCAGUGCACCACCGCCCCCCGCCUCCCCCGCCACGCCUGCUGGCAGUGCACCACCGCCCCCCGCCUCCCCCGCCACGCCUGCUGGCAGUGCACCACCGCCCCCCGCCUCCCCCGCCACGCCUGCUGGCAGUGCACCACCGCCCCCCGCCUCCCCCGCCACGCCUGCUGGCAGUGCACCACCGCCCCCGCCUCCAGCGCCGCCUCCACCGCCUGUAUCCCGUAACCUGACAGAACAGGAGGAGUUUCGAGAUCAGGAAUGGGCGACUCCUACAGUUAUAAAAGACGAGGCCUUGUCAACAGAUUCUCAGGUCCAUAACUGCCGCGCGGCCGGCAACCCCGACGCGAAGCGCCUGUACGACGACCUGCUCAGCAACUACAACAAGCUGGUGCGGCCCGUCGUCAACGUCAGCGACGCGCUCACCGUCAAGAUCAAGCUCAAGCUGUCCCAGCUCAUAGACGUGGGGCAGUCGCCGCCCCAGCAGCAGUCGCCGCAGCUCACGCGUCCGAAGAGCGCGGCCGACCUUCGGCAGUGCCUGCGCUGCGUGGAUGGGGCGCUGGAGUCCGCAGCGCUAGGUGCAACGUGCUGUGAUGUAGGAGGACCACUGGAGCAGCGCCGCCUGCUGCUGCUGCUCUCGCCACUGAGAGGAGCUUCAAGGAGGGCGCGGAUGGACACCUAG